Messenger RNA from Pieris napi, 2100 nucleotides. RefSeq names its product alpha-(1,3)-fucosyltransferase C-like. Lineage: Eukaryota; Metazoa; Arthropoda; Insecta; Lepidoptera; Pieridae. The coding region runs from base 384 to 1550 and encodes 388 amino acids. The transcript is spliced from 2 exons. Gene Ontology annotation, cellular component: membrane. Gene Ontology annotation, molecular function: alpha-(1->3)-fucosyltransferase activity. The record is from RefSeq and is a predicted model, not a curated record.
ACAAAUUAAUGUCUAACAAUUAUUGUAAUAUUUAACUUUUAGCGCCAUCUGUCAAUAACUACAAUAACAGUUAACAGUACGGUUAUAUCUAGCGGCUUAAUUUAAACUCUUUUAAUUGUAUACCUGUACGGUAUACUCAAAGUAUUGACCAUUUUAAAUUAGUUCGGUAAAAAGUAUUGUGUUGUAUGUGAAUUGAGAAUUCAACAUUAUCAGGACCUGUAGCAUGAUAGUCUGGCGAACGUCGAAAUCUUGAAGAAAAAAGGAAACCGACAUAUUUUGUUGCCUGGAACAAGCAAGUCAUACAACAGAGAUAGUCAGAGAUUAACUAAUAACUGCCAAUUCUAUCUUAUCUUAUCACUCCGUGUAUCUAUCAGCGGCCAGACAUGUUGAACGUAACCUUUCGGCUCGUUAUAAUAUUAUUAAUAGUUUCAAUCACUUCAUCACUGUACUAUAUCUACCAAACACGACUUUACGACAUAAGAGCAAAUCGAAAAAAUAUUAUUUCUUAUUUAAAUCAUACGGAGUUAAAGUAUAUCCUACAAUGGACAAGAAGGUUCAGCGCGCCAUUCGACUACCUCGAAGAAGGGAACAGUGUUUUUAUAAAACACAAGUGCAAGUACACCAACUGCUACGUAACAGACGACAGAAACUAUUUCCUAGACUUGAAAAACUUUCAAGCGAUUGCUUUUAAUGGAAGAGAUUUAGACAUGUGGAGUUUCCAAUUACCACAACAGCGAACGCCGGAACAGAAGUAUGUCUUUGGAGCAAUGGAGUCACCUGAUUUCUUUCCAGCAUGCAAUGAAUAUUUAGAUGGCUUCUUCAAUUGGACGUGGUCGUAUAAACUCGAUUCUGACUUUCAAUGGGGGUACAUAACUAUUUAUGAUUUGGAAGACAAUCUAAUUGGACCAGCAAUUGAUAUGAAAUGGAUUGAGAAUAUGAAACCAGUAGAUAAUGCUCUAAAAACUAAACUAGAUAGUAAGAGUAAAGCAGUAGCAUGGUUUGUAUCACAUUGUCACACAAAGCGUGGCAGAGAAGACUUUGUAGAAGAUUUGGGCAAGGAGUUAGACAAAUUUGGAUGGACUAUUGAUGUGUAUGGUAAAUGUGGGACUCUGUCAUGCCCCUUUAGAGGAGAGAAGUCUUGUAACAAGAUGUUAGAAAAUGAUUAUUACUUUUAUUUAUCAUUUGAGAAUUCAUUUGCUGAAGAUUAUGUGACUGAGAAACUAUUGACUGCUCUCAAUAAUUAUGCGGUGCCAGUUGUUUAUGGCGGUGCUGAUUAUUCAAGAUUUCUACCCGAGGGCAGUUAUCUCAAUGCAAUAGAACUUGGUCCAAGAAGACUUGCAGAAUUAAUGGAUGAAAUUAUUUUAAACAAAACUUUAUACUACAAUUUUUUUAAAUGGCAAAAUCAUUACAAAUACAAAAGUGCAGACCAUGUGAAUGCAUGCAGAUUGUGUGAACAGUUGAAUAACGAUAAAAAACUGAAGAAUAGAACUGUAUGGAGUGUUUUUAGAGAGUGGUGGAACGGUGAAAGAUAUAUAGAAAACUGCUUUUAACGGUUUACUAAAACUUUUGAAACUAAGAAAGUCCCACCGAUCUACGUUAUAUUAUUUAAAACCCUUAACAAUUAAGUUUUUAUACAUUUAUGAUCAACAUCCCGUAUCCCGAGUUGGAUCGCGGGUCGCGUGCCGUAUUUAAUUGUUGUUAUAAUAAUGGUGCUAGAACUAAAACAGCGACUGUGUCGAAGUCAAUAUAAUUAUUAUAAAUUACGGUCUAAAGAAAGUACAAGGUUUGGUGGUAUCAACAUCGCAAUUCGCAUCGUAAUCACAUCUUUAGUCCACGUUUUCAAUAAAUUCUAAACGUUAUUAAUAUAACGUGGAAAGUAAUACGAUAAUACCGCAUGUGUAAUUUAAUAAAAAAUUGUAACAAGUACUACCGUCCACAAAAGAGCGUUUUAUUUUGGACAAUUUCCUAUAAUAACUAUGAGGCGUGUGAUCAUUCAUCCUCCUAUAACAUGAUAUUAUCACUCCAUUGGGGGAUUCCCAAUGUAUGUAGAGUGAACCCACCUAGGUACACUUAAGUGUAAUAUUCUAAACUAUUGUGUGC